Molecule: messenger RNA, 4928 nt
Organism: Larimichthys crocea (large yellow croaker)
Lineage: Eukaryota; Metazoa; Chordata; Actinopteri; Sciaenidae
Gene: kif3b
Product: kinesin family member 3B
Exons: 9
Coding region: 203-2479 (758 amino acids)
Biological process (GO): mitotic cell cycle; microtubule-based movement
Cellular component (GO): microtubule
Molecular function (GO): ATP binding; microtubule motor activity; microtubule binding
Source: RefSeq, a predicted model, not a curated record
UCCACACACCCCUCUUUCGGGGGAUGUAGUGCUCCAAUCUGGCAACUUGAGCCGGACCGUUGUUGGGGAUGAGCGGCUAAUGGCUGACAGGGAGUUUUACGUGUGCUAACGUCCGCCGCUGCUUCUGAUGUGGACUUCUGCACCGGAGCACUGUUCCUGAAGACAGAGGCGUACACAAAAGCGCGGGUUGCCACUCUGCAGCAUGUCCAAGAACAAGAGCUCCGAGUCGGUCAAGGUGGUGGUCCGUUGUCGCCCCAUGAAUGAGAAAGAGCGGGCAGCCAAGUUUGAAAGGGUGGUCUCCGUCGAUGUCAAAUUGGGCCAAAUUAUUGUCAGGAACCCCAGGGAGGCUUCGGCCAGUGAGCUCCCCAAAAUCUUCACUUUUGAUUCAGUCUACGACUGGAACUCCAAACAGAUAGAUCUGUAUGAUGAAACCUUCAGGCCCCUGGUGGAUUCAGUUCUUUUUGGGUUCAAUGGGACCAUUUUUGCCUAUGGGCAAACAGGUACAGGGAAAACAUACACUAUGGAGGGGGUUAGGAAUGACCCAGAGAGGAGAGGGGUGAUCCCUAACUCCUUUGAGCAUAUCUUCACUCACAUAUCUCGAUCCCAGAAUCAGCAGUACCUGGUAAGAGCAUCAUAUCUAGAAAUUUACCAGGAGGAGAUCAGGGACUUGCUCUCUAAAGACCAGGUGCGUCGUCUCGAGCUCAGGGAGAAGCCUGACACAGGUGUGUAUGUGAAAGACCUUUUAUCGUUUGUCACCAAGAGUGUGCAGGAGAUUGAGCGUGUCAUGAAUGUGGGCAACCAGAAUCGUUCAGUGGGUUCCACUAACAUGAAUGAACACAGCUCUCGUUCCCACGCCAUCUUUGUCAUCACCGUGGAGUGCAGUGAGUUGGGUGUGGAUGGGGAGAACCACAUCAGAGUUGGCAAACUGAACCUGGUAGACUUAGCCGGCAGCGAAAGACAAACCAAGACUGGUGCUAAGGGGGAGAGGCUGAAAGAAGCCACGAAGAUCAACCUGUCGCUCUCUGCUCUGGGGAAUGUCAUAUCGGCCCUGGUGGACGGCAGGAGCAGCCACAUCCCCUACCGAGAUUCAAAACUCACUCGUCUGCUGCAGGACUCUCUGGGGGGCAAUGCCCGCACUGUCAUGGUUGCAAACAUUGGCCCAGCAUCCUACAAUGUGGAGGAGACCUUGACAACGCUGCGCUAUUCCAACAGGGCUAAGAACAUCAAGAAUAAACCGCGUAUCAAUGAGGAUCCCAAGGAUGCCCUGCUCAGGGGGUUUCAGGAGGAGAUAGCGAGGCUGAAGGAACAGCUGCAGAAACGCUCAGGAAAGAAGAAACGGAGAGGACAGAGGAGGAGGGCCGGGGAAGGAAGUGAUAGUGACGAUGUGGAAGAAGGAGAAACGGAGGACGAUGAUGAAGAUGGGGAUUACUGGCGGGAGCAGCAGGAGAAGUUGGAAGGGGAGAGAAAGGCUAUCAUGGACGAUCACAGUCUGGUGGCUGAGGAGAGAGUUCGGCUGUUGAAAGAGAAAGAGAAGAAAAUGGAAGAUCUGAGAAGGGAGAGGGAGGCCGGAGAGAUGCUGGCAGCCAAAGUGAAGGCAAUGGAGAGUAAGCUCCUCGUAGGAGGGAAGAACAUUGUGGAUCACACCAACGAGCAACAGAGAAUGCUGGAGCUGAAGAGGCAGGAAAUUGCUGAACAGAAACGACGAGAGAGGGAGAUGCAGCAGCAGGUGGAGAGUCGUGACGAGGAGACUCUGGAGCUGAAGGAGACCUACAGCUCUUUGCAGCAGGAGGUCGACAUCAAAACCAAGAAGCUGAAAAAGCUGUUUGCCAAGCUGCAGGCAGUGAAGGCAGAAAUCCAUGACAUCCAGGAGGCACACAUCAAUGACCGCCAGGACCUGGAACAGACCCAGAAUGAGCUCACCAGGGACCUCAAACUCAAGCAUCUGAUCAUUGAGAACUUCAUUCCCUUAGAGGAGAAGAACAAAAUAGUCAACAGGGCCUACUUUGAUGACGAGGAUGAAUACUGGAAGAUGAAGCCCAUCACACGUAUAGAGGAUGACCAUCAGAUGAUGACCAGGCCUUUGUCCGCAGUGGGCUACAGGAGGCCUCUCAGUCACCAUGCUCGCAUGGCCAUGAUGAUGAGGCCUGACAUGAGAUACAAAGCUGAAAACAUCAUAAUGCUGGACAUGGACCUGCCGGCUCGGACCACAAAAGAGUAUCAGGAGCCGGUUAUUGCCCCAAAGGUGGCGGCGGCUCUGGAGGAUGCUCUGAGGGAUGAGGAUGAAAUCCAGGUUGAUGCCUCGGGCUUUCACAGCAGUUUGGGACCAUCCCCGUCCACCAGCGCCAGUGGCAGCCUCAAGAAACCAAAGUCUGGUCGACCAAGAACAGGCAAGAAGUCGAGCACCCCGACGUCUCCGUUCAGCCCUGCCAGUCCAGGAUCCCCGCUUUACCCACAAUCCCGCGGCCUGGUGCCCAAGUGACAGUUUCUAUCGCUAAUCUCACCACCAACCUCUCUUGUGCACCUUGCCACUUUUGGGACUCAACUUUGAGAGAAUGGGUUUUGUUGUUUUUUGGUUUGUGUCAUGAUCUUGGAUAAAGAAAACUCUAAGAUUAGAGCUGCUUUGUAGGUUUUAACUGUAACACACCACUAUUCACUGUCAUCAUGAGCUUGUCAGAGAUUUGAAACCCCUCCUCCUGAGGACUAAGUCAGUACAGCACUAAGACAGCAGCCAUGCAUGAAGCCUCACAUCACUCCACACUGCUGUUAUCUUACAUUGGGCGAAAUGCCUCUGAUGGUCUUAUAUUUGUGUCACGAUGUGUGUAAGCGUUUGUCAGUGUGUUGUCAUGUGUGUCUUUACACCGCUGUCAGAAUAUUGAACGUUUCGGUUUGUCACUGCGCUGUUUUCUUCCGUCGUUAGAAUGGAGCUUUAAAUCUUUUGUGUGUCUGUCUCAAAGGGAUCUUCAUCAUUUCGGGAAAUAAACUUGAGUUAGAAGAAGACAAAAACACUGUCUUGUGGCAUGUGGUGAAAAAACUCCAAUAAGAUGCGAUGUCUUAAUAGUUCAUUGGUGGGCCGAUGGUUGGUGUUAGCCCAUCUUUACACUAAACUACACUAAUCACCUGCUGCCUCUGGCUUCGUAUUUAAUGCACAGACUAAAGAUAAGUUUAUUGCCUAAAAUGUUGAACCCUUCCUUUGACUCUGUAUGAUUGUAAAUGCACAGGCACACUACAGACGUGGCCUCUGUCAGUUGCUGUAAUUGUAAAAAGUAGAUGCUGUUCUUCCUGAAGCAUAUGAGAUGGAGGUGGGGAACGAUGGGGGGAGAGCUCAACACAUUUACACAAACACCCACUGUCACCCCAUUGUAGGCUGCAGGACACUGCAGUUCCAGACAUCUGAGCAGGAGAUCAGUGCUAAACACACCCUGGGUCACUUCCUGGACUGUGCCUCAGAUUCAUCAGGGUUCCAAGGUGCCUUAACCCGUGUCCUUAAUCUCUGCUUCUUUAUCUGAAGUGUGCAUGCUGCGUCAGUCUGAUCAUUCAUUCCAGCAUCGGGGGGAUUGUCAUUAGCAUGUUCUGUCAGAGUGGGGUGCACUCAUAUGGAGAGGCAGAGCAUUUGGACACGGCAUUCAACCACCCUACAGGAAGGCCAGGCAAGCAGAGGGCGACGUAUCCUCCUGCUUUUUUUAGUUUAGUUAGUUUACUUCAUCUGCUUUGUACUGGUCUGAACGGUCCUUGGAUAGAACAAAUUGCUCUAACAGAACAGUAAAUAAAAGCCCAGGGGGGGAGGACUGAGCUCCUCACAGCACUGUGCGGGUGCCUCAGUCCGAGCACACUACAGACUUGAAUGGCUCAAACCGUUCUAUUAGUAUGCAUCCAGGUGACUAAUAUGCAGCCUGUCUCUCUGCUGCUCUCUGUUCCCCAUACUCUUCACUGUGAGGGCUGUGCUGUCCGCUCGCUCGCUGCUGCUGUGGAGGGUUUUACAACCCACUGUGACAUUUCAACAGGCCUGGGUCAAACGGCAAAUCAAAUCCUUUAGAUAGUCAUGGUGAGGUGCGCGGUUAAUUGUCUGAGUCCACCUCAUUUGAAAGUUGCUGUUUGAUCCGUGCCUGCAUGCCUUUAUGUAUUUGGAUAUGUAACAAUGACUAUAGACUUGUUGAUAGGCAAUCCUCAGUCACUUUUGCAGAUAUAUUAAAAAAAAAAUACAAAAAUGGGUUUCCCUAUUGAAAAAAUCUAACUUAUUGUAAUCUUUCAUUUUUAUAUACAGAUGUAGAUAUACAUUUUUAUUCAUUUUUUUCUUUCGAAUAGAUUGUUUUAUUUUUUGGAGCUUUGUAAUUUAAUGUUGAAAUUUUAUUUUUUGCGUCAUGUCUUCUUUCUUAUUGAGCAAGGUACAGGCUUCUCGUUGCGUGUGUGUGCGUACACUCCAAAUGCUUUUUGUCUUCAGUUCUCCACAUGGAUAGUGAGUGCAUGAAUCAACUGUUGCACAUUGUUGAUUGGGUGAAAUGUGGAGACUGCUUCUAGAAAGAAAUGUCAGAUUGUUUCAAGUCACAGCUGAGUAUUUACAUGUUCACUGUACAUUUAACGUCAUAAACAUAAUCAUUAGAAUAAGGCCUAAAUGUUGUAACUAACAUUGCGAUGCUGUGUAGCUGCUGCAUGAUUUUAGCAAGCUUGAGAAGUCCGUUUGGUUGUGUGAGUGUUCAUCAUUCAUAGGAAUUUGGUAAGCAAAAAUGUGAACGUCUUAAUUGAAUUGGAUAUCUUUGCGUCUGUAUCCCAUAACUGCAUCACUGGAUCCAAACUUGUGACCAACUUUUAAACGUGUUGGUUUUGUUUUUAUAGCCAAACGGCGCUCAUGCCGGUGUCAUGACGUCUGUCUGUGGCCAGCUGUGUCUUUACCUGUUUAGUUUCUUUUGAUUAUUAAAGACAAUUCAAUGAUA